Molecule: messenger RNA, 1863 nt
Organism: Bubalus bubalis (water buffalo)
Lineage: Eukaryota; Metazoa; Chordata; Mammalia; Artiodactyla; Bovidae
Product: translation initiation factor IF-2-like
Exons: 3
Coding region: 1-1128 (375 amino acids)
Source: RefSeq, a predicted model, not a curated record
AUGGAGAAGCUCUAUACAAUCAGCUGGAGACUCUACACAAGCUCUAUACAACACCUGAAGCUGAUCGUAGCUCAGAUCAGACGCAGGGAAAGAGGACGCCGCCUCUCCGCAGACGCCCCUCAUCAAAGCGACUCAAACCGCCGGCAGACCGGGGCGCCCGGCCCCAUCCCUGCCGCCUGGAGGCCGGGGAGCGCCGCUCACCUUGGAAAGUCCGGGAGGCCGCAGGCGAACCAGGCGCCCCCACGGGCCGGCGGGCGGGUGUCCUCGGCGCCAGCAGGAAGCGUGGCGCGGGCACCCCAGUCGCCGGCGCCGCAGGCUGUGGCGGGCAAGAGCGCGCCCGCGGCCCGCGCCGGGGCACCUCAGAGGCCCGCCGCGACCGCGCCGCGCCUCAGCCGUGCCGCAUCCGGGUCCCGCGCCGCUGCACUCACCUGCUCAGCGCUCCGCCGCCGCCGCCGCCCGCUCUCCGCUCCUGGUGCGCGUUCAGCAGACCAGGCCGCCGCAACCUUCCAGCUACGGCGUCCCCAUCCCCGUCUCUCUCAAUCGCCGACCGCCUGCCCCGCGCGGCGCUACACCAGCCCGCCGCCCACUGCCAUGGCAAGCUCCGCCGCCGCCGUACCGACCGACGGAGCACGCGCGCGCCGCCGCCGUGCCCGCGCGCGCGCGCGCUCGCCUUCCCUCCCCACCUCCCAGCAGCCCUCGCCCCGCCCCGUGCGCCGCUCCGGCCAAUCCCCGAUCUGCGGUCCGGGCCGGGCCGCGCCGGUCCCAGCUGGGAGGAGAGUUAGGCGGAACCCGCGCCUCUUUCUCCACGGCUGCCUGCCCUGUGGCGGUGGUGCUCUGUGGCAGUUCUCUUUGCGGCUCUGGGAGGACUUGGGAUCGGGAAUUCCCAGCAAGCUACUUUCAGGAGAGACCCAGCACCUGCCUCGACCUUCGAAGCUACCUCCGAGAGAUUCCUCUGUUCCUACGUUUACUUGCCGGCUUUCUCUUGUCAAUCGCUGGCCCCAGUUCUGCGACUUUGAACCGAUUGCUAGGUUCCUGGAGCCCUUGAGAGGACUAUACUUCCUCUCUCCCUUGAAGUUAGAUGGAAUCCUUACAGCUGAAUGGAGACAUGAGGCUUGCUUUGGCCAAUGAAAUAUGAGAAGUGGCAUCUGCUGCCUAUCAGUAGAAGCAUUUAAGACACAGAGUGUGUUUUUCUCCAGAUCCUCUCCUUUCCACAUGCAGAUGUAAAGGUACCACAAGAAAGGAUCAGUGCUGUGGAUCUUGGAGCUAACACUUGAAGGAUGGCUACCCUGCAAAGCUGACAGGAGCAGACUGGGUGUGAACCUUCGCCAUGUUCGACACUGUGAUUUAGAAGUUGUUUGUAAUUGCAGUAAACCUAGCAAACCUAUACCUUACUGAUACAAUCCCAAAUUUGAAAAACUCCUCAGAGGAAACACAUAACCCAAAGGAAAAACACUAAAAUAAUUCAGAAUUUACACAGACUUUCUUUCAUCUACAACUAUAUCUACAUCUCAUCCACAUUCACAGACCUUUAUUCAGUUAUAAAUUUCCAUAUCUAGCUUUUCAGAACUGCAUCUGACUUGCAGCUUCUGACUUUCAGUCUUAAACACUGAAGAAGAGUGUCUUUUUUUUUCAUUUUAUAAAAUUGAAUAGAAAACAUUUAUCAAGUGCCACUCUACUAUUAGCACCAAACUAAGUAUCUGAAUUCACUCAUUUAAUGUUCCUAACAGAGGAAAUGAAGGCCUAUUAUUAUAUUCAUUUUCCAGAUGAGGAAACUGAGGUUCAAGUGUACUUGUAUCUCCUACCAGAUUGUAAAUUCCUUGGAGGCUAAAAAUAAAAAAAAAUAAAAAAAUAAAAUUCCUUGGA